Molecule: messenger RNA, 3000 nt
Organism: Chlorella variabilis
Lineage: Eukaryota; Viridiplantae; Chlorophyta; Trebouxiophyceae; Chlorellales; Chlorellaceae
Exons: 19
Coding region: 151-3000 (949 amino acids)
Biological process (GO): mitochondrial electron transport, NADH to ubiquinone
Molecular function (GO): NAD binding; 4 iron, 4 sulfur cluster binding; FMN binding
Source: RefSeq, a predicted model, not a curated record
GCUAGCUGUAGGAGGCGCUCGGUAGGAGUCCCAGAGGCUGACUCAGGAGGCAGAGUAGGCGUCAGGGCAGGACCUGCUCACGCCUCGCGUGCCACGCUAGGCGGGGGGCGCCGGGCGACCGCCUGCGUAUGCGCACAGUAGCCCGCCCGGAUGGCCAAACAAGAGGGGAAAGUGUUCAUAGGCGGCCUCAGCUGGGAGACCACAGACCAGAAGCUGCGGGCAUACUUUGAGAACUAUGGGACGGUGCAGGAGGCGUUUGUGUCAUACGAUAAGCACACGGGGCGCCCCCGCGGCUUUGGCUUUGUCGUCUUUGCCGACCCGAUCAUCGCAGACAAGGUGAUCAGCGUGCAGCACACGAUUGACCGGCGUGAGGUGGAGGCCAAGAAGGCGCUGCCCAAGGACGAGAGCCCCGUGCGUAAGGAGGAGCAGGCGGCGAGCGGCGGGCACCGCACCAAGAAGGUGUUUGUGGGCGGGCUGGCGGCCACCGUGGAUGAGGACACCUUCCGAGCAUACUUUGAGGAGUUUGGGCUGGUGGACGACGCGGUGGUCAUGUUCGACCACGAAAACAAGCGGCCCCGCGGCUUUGGCUUCAUCACGUUUGCGGACGAGGAGUCUGUGGAUGCUGUGUUUGCGCGGGGCACGAUCCAGACCAUCCACGACAAGCAGAUUGAGAUCAAGCGGGCGGUGCCGCGCGACAGCAUGCCCCCCAGCCCCCGCGCCCUGCAGCACCGCUCCCCCAUGGCGCACCACCCCGGCGUGCCGCCCGCCUACGACCACAUGCCGCCCGAGAUGUACCACCACCGCCGAGGCCCGCCGCCACACUACGGCGGGCGCGGAGGGUAUGGGGGCGCCGGGCCGGGCGGCUACGCGGGCGGCGGGUACCGAGGAGGGUACGCCGCGCCGGCCAUGCAUGCCGGCAUGCAGCCGCACCACGGCGGCUACGGCGGCGGCGGCGGCCUCUCGCGCGGCGGCGGCGGCAUGCGCAGCCCGCCCCACCACGCCCAGCACCACAUGGGGGGCGGCGGCCUCCCGCCGCAGCCCUUCACGCCGCCAGCAGUAGUCACGGGCAUCCCCGCCAACAUGGCUGCCACUCCCGAGGGCGCUGCGGCCAUUGCCGGCGGCCAGGCAGUGGCUGCCGCGCUGCCGGUGAUGGGCAACGCGCCAACCAUGGCAGCCCAGAGAAACCAGCUGGCCGCCAUGUCUGCCGCGGCCGCCGCCACGCCGCUGCAGCCCAGCCAGCUGGUGGCCAGCUUCGGUGCGCUGCCCAGCAACGUGCAGGCGGCGGCCGCAGCCGCGGCUGCCACCCACCUGGGCUCGCCGCCAGCCGCCUACGGCAUGCCUGACGCCACGAGCGCGGCGGCCGCGGCGCAGCAGCAGGCCGUGGCCGCGCAGGCCCAGGCGCAGGUGCAGGCAGCUGCCCAGAACCUGGCCGAGCUGCAGCAGCAGCUGGCCCCGGCGUGCCUGCCGGCGGCGCUGGCCUGCGGCCGCUCCCUUUGGUCUACGCUCUCCAGGCUGGGAGAGGAGGGCAGGAGUUCUGUACCCGGCCGGCCAUCAUAUAGCACAGGCGCUGCCGAGGCAAGGACCCAUGGCAACCUGCAAGACUCCGAUAGAAUCUUCACCAAUCUGUAUGGACGGCACGACCCCUUUCUGGAGGGUGCUCAGAAGCGGGGAGACUGGUACCGCACUGCCGACUUGAUUGGCAAAGGCCCCGAGUGGAUCAUCUCGGAGGUCAAGGCCAGCGGCAUCCGCGGCCGCGGCGGCGCCGGCUUCUCCACAGGCCUCAAGUGGUCCUUCAUGCCCAAGAACUUUGACCGGCCGCACUACCUGGUGGUGAAUGGCGACGAGGGGGAGCCGGGGACGAGCAAGGACCGUGAGAUCAUGCGCCACGACCCGCACAAGCUGCUGGAGGGCAUCCUGCUGGCGGGGGUGGCCACGCGGGCGCAGGCCGCCUACAUCUACAUCAGGGGCGAGUACCGCAACUACCGGCACAGCCUGGAGCGGGCCAUUGGGGAGGCCUACCAGGCGGGCUACCUGGGCAAGAAUGCGUGCGGCAGCGGCAUGGACUUUCACGUCUACACCCAGCAGGGGGCGGGCGCGUAUGUGUGCGGCGAGGAGACGGCGCUGCUGGAGAGCCUGGAGGGCAAGCAGGGGCGGCCGCGCCUGAAGCCGCCCUACCCAGCCAAUGCCGGCCUGUACGGCUGCCCCACCACCAUCAACAACGUGGAAACCAUCGCCUCCAUCCCCGCCAUCCUGCGCCGCGGCUCCUCCUGGUAUUCCAGCCUGGGCCGCCGCAACAACACGGGCACCAAGCUGUUCAGCAUCAGGCACGCCACAGCCUCCCAAUGCCCGCGGGGCUGCCGGCCACGUCAACCGCCCGUGCACGGUGGAGGAGGAGAUGAGCAUACCUCUCAGGCAAGGCAGGAGCUGAUUGAGAAGCACGCGGGCGGCGUGCGCGGCGGGUGGGACAACCUGCUGGCGGUCAUCCCGGGCGGCUCCUCGGUGCCCCUCGUCCCGCAGAGCGUGGCCUCUGAGGUGCUGAUGGACUACGACAGCCUGCAGGAGGCGGGCACCUACUUUGGCACGGGCGCGGUCAUUGUGAUGGACAAGUCGACGGACAUAGUGGAGGCCAUCCGCAGGCUGAGCUGGUUCUACAAGCACGAGAGCUGCGGCCAGUGCACGCCCUGCCGCGAGGGCUCCGGCUGGCUGUGGGACAUCCUCACUCGCAUCCAGACUGGCGAGGCAGACGUGAAGGAAAUUGACAUGGCCAUCAGCAUCAGCAAGAUCAUUGAGGGGCACACCAUCUGCGCGCUGGGAGAUGCGGCAGCCUGGCCGGUGCAGGGCCUCAUCCGCCACUUCAGGCCGCUGGUGGAGGAGCGCAUUCGGGAGCGCCAGGCGGCGCGUGCCAACAACCAGCUGCCCCCCUUAGAUGACCUGCACCGCAAGCCGCACCACAGGGAGGGGCUGACCAUCCCAGCCGGCUCAUUGCAGCAUGCCAUUUAA